Molecule: messenger RNA, 1865 nt
Organism: Paramecium pentaurelia
Lineage: Eukaryota; Ciliophora; Oligohymenophorea; Peniculida; Parameciidae
Source: the annotation of a GenBank genome assembly
AUGGCUGAUUAAAAAAUAGUUUCUAUCUUUGAUUUUGGAAAAACUAGAAAUAAAUUUUGGUAACCUUGUGAUAAAUCUGUCUUAGAUGUACAUAUAAUGAAUAAUAUUAUAUAAGUCUUAAUCUUUUUUGAUCGAAUAAGAAUUCUUGACAGCAGGGAAGUUAAUGGUCAAACCAAUAUUCAUUGUGCUUGGAUUAGAAUAUAUUUACAAAGUUACUGUUGAUAGAUUAAAAUGUGCUCCACUUGCAACUAUGCAUUUCACUUUAAUUGAUCCUGGAGCUGAUCAUAUGGUUUAAUUGAAUUCUGAUGAACAAUAAUUUGGAUUUAAAUUAACAUUUCAAACAAAAACAUUGGAUAUAUUUCUAUCUGAUAAAUUAUUGUAUGAUCAAUGGAAGCAACAUUUCAGAAGAGUUUGUUUAUUAGAGAAUUUUCAUGAUGCUUUCAUAGUUUCAAAAUUAAUAGGAAAAGGAAGUUUUGCUAAAGUCUAUUUGGCAACAAGAAAGGAGAAUAAUUAAUAAUAUGCUAUCAAAGCAUUUAGCAAGUCCUUUAUGUAAUAAUAGCAUAAAGGAAUUGAGAGUUUAUUAAAUGAAAUGCAAGUGAUGAGAAAAUUAAAUCAUCAAAACAUAGUCAAGUUGCAUGAAGUACAUGAAACAACCAAUUCCAUUUAUUUUGUUGUUGACAUAGUAAGUGGAGGUGAAUUGCUAUAAAGAGUCAGAGAAACAGGUUUUCAAUUCAGUAAUUAUUAGGCUUUCUGCCAGCUGAAACCCUUUAGAAAUUGGCUUAUAAUUUAUUAUCAGCAUUAAAUCAUAUACAUCAAUUCUAAAUUGCACAUAGAGACUUGAAACCUGAAAAUUUGUUAUUACGUUCAAAUGAAAAUAAUCAUGAUUUAAUAUUAGCAGAUUUUGGUUUGGCUGCAAAACUAACUGAUGAAAAUAUAUUAUUUAAAAGAUGUGGAACUCCAGGAUUUGUAGCACCUGAAAUCUUAGAUUAUGUAGAUGGCUAAUAAUUUUAUGAUGAAAAAUGUGAUGUUUUUAGUGCUGGUGUAAUACUGUAUCUCUUGAUAGUAAAUAUUAAUUAUAAUUAUGUAGACAGGAGGAUAACCAUUUACUGGAAAAGAUUAAAAAGCAAUUUUAAAAGCAAAUAAAGAUUGUUAAAUAGAUUUUGAUGAUUCUCUUUUUAAAUCAGCUCCAAUUUAAAUGUAAGAUUUAAUUAGAUCAAUGUUAUAAAAGAAACCAUCUUAUAGAUUGAGUUCAAAUGAAGUAUUAAUAUUAUUAAUUAUAGUGUUUAAGACAUCCAUAUUUCAAAGAAUUAGUAAAAUAAUAAUAAAUUAAGUAAGAAAAAUACUAAAGCAAUUUAUCAGAAUAUAAUUAAUAAUUCAAGAAUAAUGUAAAAGUGGGUUCAAUAGAUAUGACAUUAGAAUAAAGAUAACCAGCAUUUACUGGUAAUCUAAACUCUAUUGAAUCUAUUUCCUGUGUUUCAAAUGGAUCAUUUGCUAAAUUAGAAAUGAAAGCACCUUCUGUUGUUGGAGCUUCAAAAUUUAGUUAAUACAGUUCUCGGUUGAAUAGAUUAGGUUCUAGAGAUAUAUCUGGUAUUAUUAAUAUUUAAUUUUUAGAUAUUCCUAAUACAUAAUUAUAAAAGACAGAAUCAAAAAAACAUAUAGAUUUACAUAGAAUAGCAAUUCAAAAUUCACAUAGAAAAUAAAUAAUAGAUUAAUUUGAAGAUUAACCUGUACAUUAAGAAAAUUCAGAUGUCUCUGAUAUGGUCAGGUUAUAUAAUUCAACAAGAUAAAUUAGAAUUCCUGAAAAUUUAUCUUAAUUCUCAUAAACAAACAAAUAAGUAUCUACUCCAACUAAUAAGAAUUCUUGA